Fomitiporia mediterranea MF3/22 is the source of this 546-nucleotide messenger RNA. RefSeq lists its product as uncharacterized. Gene Ontology annotation, cellular component: nucleus; cyclin-dependent protein kinase holoenzyme complex. Lineage: Eukaryota; Fungi; Basidiomycota; Agaricomycetes; Hymenochaetales; Hymenochaetaceae. The annotation marks the transcript as partial. The record is from RefSeq and is a predicted model, not a curated record. Gene Ontology annotation, molecular function: protein kinase binding; cyclin-dependent protein serine/threonine kinase regulator activity. Gene Ontology annotation, biological process: regulation of cyclin-dependent protein serine/threonine kinase activity. The transcript is spliced from 2 exons.
AUGACACUCGCCGACGACCACGCCUACCGACCCGACACAUCCAUAGUUGACUUACCCGUCACCCCCAAUGAGCUCUCCAGCCUGGUGUCCGGAAAGAUCACUCAACCCGUCAUUGACUACCUUGUCGACCAAGUUUGCGAAGCUGUCAACUUUGGUCUUGGACGAACUUCAUCCAACGCUUCAGCAGUGGCCAAGCACUCUCGCCGGAGACGGUCCGACAAAACGGAUUCCGAUCGUACCGCCUUUGCUAGUUUUGUUGCCACCGUGCUUCGUCGUGCAGAGGUCACCCUUUCCGCUGUAAUCGGUGCCCUCGUCUACAUUGCACGAGCACGUCCCCACCUCUCUAUCGCCAUCGAAGAAUGGGCUCAGCAUCGUGUCCUUCUUGGCGCUCUCAUCACCGCAUCCAAGUACCUUAACGAUGCUUCACUCAAGAAUGCGCACUGGGCGCUUUGCACCGGUGUUUUCGGCCGUCGCGACAUUCAGCGUAUUGAGCGCGAGUUUCUCGAAGUCCUCGACUGGGAACUUGGUAUCACCGAGGCGGAUCUU